CUCUAUCUUUCUCACUUCUCAGACGCAACACUCACUCUCUCAACUCCCUCUCCCUCACGCUCGGCGAACAACACGAACGGCUUCAGAGUUUGUUGAAACCUCUCUCCCUGUGACCCCGCCACCUGACGCGCCGGAGAUCGCUGCAGGAGGAGCUCGAAAGUUGCACCGCAGUUGUGGGUUUCGAAGCUUUUUCGGACCUCCACCGUCGUCCAAACUAGAUUCCAAGGGAAUGGUUGUGCUCCGGACACCGAGAGGAUGAAAAGCCACCAAAGAAUCUGGGCUCAUUAUAUUAAAUCUAGACGAUGUAAUACCGCCAGAGCUGUUCUUUCUUUAGAGUCCUCAUACAAAUGGGCUUUAAGUGGUACUCCUCUUCAGAACCGUGUUGGAGAACUUUACUCUUUGCUACGCUUUCUACAAAUUGUUCCAUAUUCCUAUUACUUCUGUAAGGACUGUGAUUGCAGAGCUCUUGAUCAUAGUUCCUCAUCACAAUGUCCAAAUUGCCCUCAUAAAUCUGUUAGACAUUUUUGUUGGUGGAAUAAAUUUAUUGCUACACCUAUACAAACAUAUGCGAAUUAAGACCCUGGGAAAAGGGCGAUGAUGUUGCUAAAACACAAAAUUUUAAAGAAGGUAGUGCUGAGAAGAACUAAAAGAGGGAGGGCUGCUGAUCUUGGUCUUCCUCCACGAAUUGUAUCAUUGAGGAGGGACGUACUGGAUAUCAGGGAGCAGGAUUAUUACGAGUCAUUGUAUAAUGAGAGUCAGGCACAGUUUAACACAUAUGUUGAAGCAGGAACAAUUAUGCAUAACUAUGGUCACAUUUUUGACCUUCUCACACGUUUGUGUCAGGCAGUUGACCAUCCUUACCUUGUGGUAUAUUCUGCAACUUCAGCAAUGAGAAACACAAACAAGGUGGAAAUCGAUAAUGAAGAGCGCAUAUGUGGCAUUUGUCAUGAGCCAGCAGAAAAUCAUGUGGUUACCUCUUGUGAACAUGCUUUUUGCAAAGCUUGUUUGAUUGAUUAUGCUGCUUCCUUGGGACAAGUCUCAUGCCCUUCUUGCUCGACACUGCUUACUGUUGAUUUGACAGCAAUUGCAAAUAAUGGGAAUCAGACCAGUAAAACUACAAUAAAGGGCUUCAGGGCAUCAAGUAUUCUAAACAGAGUUCAACUUGACAAUUUUCAAACAAGCACAAAAAUUGAGGCUUUGGUAUGUAUAAUUUUAAUAAAUCAUGUAUUGUCUUUGAAUUCUUUAGUUCAUGUGACCAUGUUCUAUGUAUACCUAAUAGGCAUGCUGCUACGUGAUUUGACAAGUAUUCAUGUAUAUAGUCUCAAUAAAAAUACUUGCCAUAGUUUUUGUCAUCCUGGCUUUAUUCCCCUUUUCUGGGUUUUCCCUUCCUUUUCCCUUGACCUUCUACAAGCAGUAUUUUUCGUUUUCGUGUUACUUGGUGUUGACGAUGAGAACUCAUCAACGAAGUUAGGUCUUAAAAAUCGAAGCUCAGUAAGAGAAUGA
This is a messenger RNA of Humulus lupulus (European hop), 1503 nucleotides long. RefSeq names its product ATP-dependent helicase rhp16-like. Bases 595 to 1503 code for a protein of 302 amino acids. The transcript has 10 exons. NCBI's taxonomy places the organism in Eukaryota, Viridiplantae, Streptophyta, Magnoliopsida, Rosales, Cannabaceae. The record is from RefSeq and is a predicted model, not a curated record. Gene Ontology annotation, molecular function: metal ion binding.